Molecule: messenger RNA, 3798 nt
Organism: Closterium sp. Yama58-4
Lineage: Eukaryota; Viridiplantae; Streptophyta; Zygnematophyceae; Desmidiales; Closteriaceae
Source: the annotation of a GenBank genome assembly
AUGGCGACGAAUUCCGUCGCAAUCCCGUCGCUCAUCCUCCCUCACGCGGCACUGCCUCCUGUUCCGCCGUCGUCGUAUGUGCGAAUGGGAGAAGGGGGAAGGAGAGUUCCCGCUGCAGCCAGCGCAGACGCGGGCGGAACAGUUGGCGCAACUUGGUCGUUUCCUCCGCCGAUGCCUGCCGGGUCGAUUCCCCCCGCGGGGUUUCCCAGAAGCCCCCUGGUUUCCGGAGCGGAGAUGCCGGCAGGCGCAGUUCCCCCCGCUCCCCUGCCCGCAUGCGCAGUCCCCUCCGCUCCGCCAAACCUCUCCACGGUUCAGGUCUGCAUGUCGCCGCUGCUGAUGCCGGCGCCGCUGCAGCUACCGCAUGCGCCCCUCGCGCCGGCUAUGCAGCCGGUUAUGUCGCCGGUUAUGCAGCCGGUCAUCUCGCCGGCUAUGCAGCCGGCUAUGUCGCCGAUUAUGUCGCCGGUUCUGCGGCCGGUUAUGCCGGUGAUGCACCCGAACCUCGUGAGCACGCUCAAGUCGAUUAUCUCGUCGUCUCCCACUGAUCAGCAGAGUCUGGCGCAGGCGCAGGGGCAGGGGCAGUCGCAGGGGCAGGCGCAGGGGCAGGCGCAAGCGCAGGGGCAUGCGCAGGGGCAAGCCCAGGUGCAGGGGCAUGCGCAGGGGCAAGCCGAGAGGCAGGCGCAGGUGCAGGCGCAGGCGCAGGCGCACGGGCAGGCGGAGGCACAGGGAUGGGGACAACGGGAGGCGGGCGGACAGGCGCAGGUGUGGGGAUGGACUGCUGGGCAAGAGCAGGGGCAGGCGCAGACGCAGGCGCAGGCGCAGGGGCAGGGGCAGGGGCAGCAGCGACAGCAACCGCGGUGGUAUCUGCAGCAGCCACAGUCGCAACCGCAGUCCCCGCAGCAGCUGCCGAUGCAUAGCAUGCGACGUGUGCGAUCCCACGAGCAGAUGCGACAGCUGGAUCUGGUCAUGCGACGUCGCUUUGGCCGCUGGUCGCCGGACGCGACGUCGCGCGCGUCGCACGGCGCCUCGUUUGAGUCGCGCACCCCCGUCGUUGUGUCGUCUGCUGCGUCUGCGACGCCAUCUAUAGCUGUAUUACCCCCCUCGGCCACUGAUCCCAGCGUUACUGACGGCGGUGUAAGGAGCGGUCAUUCUGUUUCAGCGGCUCAGGCAUCCGCGAUAAGAUCAGCCUCGGUAUCGUCAGUUCGCCCAACAGCAGCAGCAACAGCAGCGGCAGCAGCAGCAGCAGCAGCAGCAGCGGCAACAGCAGUAGGGCCUGGGUUGGAAUGUUCUAUAUCACCCCCACCUCUCUCCCCAACGCGCCCCCCUCCGCAGAUGCGCCUCUCCGCGUCUCUGCCGUCCCUCCCUCGCGUGCCAGAAACUUCAGUACCUCUUGAUCUCGGCUUCGCGGAACGUUCCCCGCUUACUGCCUCCCCUGCUUCGUCCCCCACUGCUGCUCUCCCCCGUUUGCCCCCGCUUCACCGCUCCGCCGCUUCCGCGUCUCCGCGAGGGCCUUGCGCCCGCGCGCCGUCUCGCGCGUCCCCAGCCCCUCCGCUAGCAUCCCCCCCCGCAACACCUUCCUCCGCCCAGCCUGCGCGCGACCCUCCAUUCCCGGCCGCAUAUCCCCUCUCGUGCCCUCCCGCGCCCGCGUCCGCGCCAUCUACUCCCUCCGCUCAAUUCGCCUCCGCCCAGCCUCUCCACCCCGCGUGCCUGUCCGCGCCUGCGUUUCUGUCUUCCGCGCCUGCCCUUCCCCCGCCCUCCCCCGCGCCAGUAGCUGCGGAUGGGUCUUCCGCCCUCCGCACUGCUGCUUCCGCGGGCUCCCUCCCCCAUCCCCUCACACUGCCGCCCAGCAGUGUGCCGCCCAACAGCCAUCCAGGGGACACUUUGCCGCCCAAAGACUUGCCGCCCAGCAGCAUUCCAGAGAGUACCAUUUCCCCUGCCACCUUUCCCCGCCCCUCCCUACCGCCUGACGCUCCCACUCUGCUAGACUCUCUCAUUCUACCUGACCCCCCUGAGCCUGUUUCCAUCCCUGAGCCUGUUUCCAUCCCUGAGCCGCCUAUGACACAGGACGUCCCCCUUGUGCCUCCGCCGCUACCCGAUGCCACACUUCUUGACGUCCCGACUCUGCUUGACCCUCCCACGCUACUUAGCCCUCCUUCUCUGCGAGACCCCUCGGUUCUGCCAGUGCCGUCUCUCCCUGACGUUGCUGCUGUCGACCUGCCGCCCUUGGACCUGCCGCUGCCGCCCGCACUGCCGUCCGCGCUGCCGUCCGCCUUGUCGCCAGCCGGGAAAGCGACGGAGCAACCGCCAGGCAUUCCAGGAAUUGUCACUGCUGCACCAGAUUCGGUUGUAGCAGACGCGGUUGUAGCGGAUGCGGCUGUAGCGGGUUGUGUUCUAGUGAACGGGGGUGUAGCGAAUGAGGCUGUGGCAGUUGGGGUUGUAGCGGAUGGGACUGUAGCAGACGCGGUUGUAGCGGAUACAACUGUAACGAAUUCUGUUCUAGUGAACGGGGGUGUAGCGAAUGAGGCUGUGGCAGUUGGGGUUGUAGCGGAUGGGGCUGUAGCAGACGCGGUUGUAGCAGAUGCGGUUGUAGCAAACGUGGCUGUAGCAGACGCGGUUGUAACGGAUGGAGUUGUAGCAGACGGUGUUGUAGCGGAGGAAGCUGUAGCGGUCGCGGAUAUAGCAGAUGGGGCUGUAGCGGAGGUGCUGGUAACGGAUGGGGAUGUAGUGAAUGCGGUGGUAGCAGAUGGACUUGUAGCAGAUGGGCUUGUAGUAGGCGCUGGGGAUUCAGGUGGCGCCGGUGUUGCUGCUGAGGCUGCACCAAUCGCUAUGCCUCCUGAGACUACUGCAGGUACUCAGUUUCCCCCAGAACAAGGAGUCACAGACGCUAGUGCCUCAGGCUCGCUUGGCCCCUCAGGCGCUUCAGUAACAGCAGGCAUACCAGCAGCACAUUCUGGACUGGCUGUGGUGCAAGGAACAGGCCGUUUGAUCUCGGAGGAAGCAGAUAUUGCUACGGCUAAUGGCACGCCAGCGCAUGUCCCUACCGCUACUGCCAGGGGCAAACCACUGGCAGAGGGGAAAUCCCUAGCGCAAAUCCCCUCUGCCACUCCUGAUUGCACACCAGCAGCGCAUACCAGCACUGCCAGACAAGCAGAUAUCAGCACUGGUAGUGCCAAGUCAGCACACACCCCUACUGCCAGGCAAGCAGAGAUUGUUUCGCUAGACCUUAUCCACAACCGCCGCCCGUUCCUGUGCCACGUCAGCGAUUGCGGGAAGACUUUCAAAAACUGGCAGACGCUGAAAAUGCAUCUGCGAACGCACGAUCUGCCCGACUCGGUGUUUCAGGCGGCGUGUGAGGAUGCGUUGGGUCCGCGGCACGGGGGCAGCAAGGCCGGGCAGAAUAAAAAGAUUCCGUCGCGCUGCCCGGAGUGCGGGAAGACGUUUGUGGGGUUGUAUGAGCUGAGGCGGCAUUUUGGGAGGAAGCACCAGCAGGGGGAGAAGCCGUUUGUGUGCAGCAAGUGCAACAAACGGUUUUUCGUUGAGGCAGAUUUGAGGGACCACGGCAAGAUGUGUGGGCAGAUGCUGGUGUGUCGCUGCGGCAUGCAGUUUGCCUUCAAGUGCAACCUCGUCAACCACAUGCGCUCCCGCCCCCUCUGCCAACUCCUCUCCGCCGCCAACCCCAUUCCGCCCCCCGUUGCUCCCGCCACCGCUGCUGCUGUGGCUGCUGCUACUGCUGCAGCCGCUGCUGCUGCUGCUGGAACCGUCCUCUCUCCCAUGGGGUUUGUGCCGUUCAAUGCUCCUUAG